Molecule: messenger RNA, 1554 nt
Organism: Clupea harengus (Atlantic herring)
Lineage: Eukaryota; Metazoa; Chordata; Actinopteri; Clupeiformes; Clupeidae
Gene: dync2li1
Product: dynein, cytoplasmic 2, light intermediate chain 1
Biological process (GO): intraciliary transport involved in cilium assembly; intraciliary retrograde transport
Cellular component (GO): ciliary basal body; cytoplasmic dynein complex; axoneme
Molecular function (GO): dynein heavy chain binding
Source: RefSeq, a predicted model, not a curated record
GACUACUACGCCGUAGUGGACAUAUGCAUAAAACCAACUACACAAAGUACAGAGUUGCGGUCCAAAAGUCUACAUUUGUAAAUCGCAAGAUACAUUUCUGAAUCGCAUGACAUUUAUUUGUGUAUUUUGAAACUAUUCUAACUCCAUAUGCUUGACUGUAGCCUAGUUCAAACCUACAUGCAAGAAGAGAAUAUGUAAACAAAAAACAUCUGUCCCACAAAGACUUUCAUACGUCAUACGCAUGCGACGUUACCCAUCGCAACGGUAAUCAUCUGCAAAGGGUAAACACAAGAGCUAGCUUACCUGACAAAACAAGCAAUCUAUCCACGGGUUUCUCUGUUACAACCUACGACCAAUGCCUAAAAUCAGCACUGAUACAUUAUGGGAGCUAGCAGCGUUGGAGGUCCGCAGCCGAGAAAACGGUGCUGGCGAUGAGGACACCGACCAGCAGGAUCAGUCACUGCACGAAAGAACAGUCUUCUUUACCGGGAGCAAGUCGGGGGGUAAAACAACGAUUUUACUCCGGUGCCUUGACAGAGAUGAACCACCUAAACCUACACUCGCGUUAGAGUACACAUUUGGGAGAAGAGCUCGGGGGCACAAUACGCCCAAGGACAUCGCGCAUUUUUGGGAACUCGGAGGAGGAACAUCGCUCUCAGACCUCGCUCAAAUCCCCAUCAACGCACAGAAUGUCAGGGCCUUCUCUGUGGUGCUGGUUCUGGACCUGUCCAAGCCCAGCUCCCUGUGGGCGACCCAGGAGAGGCUGCUCCAGGCUGCCAGGACCCAGGUGGAGAGGAUUUGUUCUGGGCCUCAGAAAGGGGCUGAUUCCCGGUCCAGCAAGCAACACGAUCUCAUUGGAAUCCCCCGUGUCCUCCCCACAGACCAUCCCGACAGAGAAAUCAUCAACCCAUUUCCUGUCCCUCUGCUUCUGAUUGGCAGCAAGUUUGACAUCUUCCAGGACUUUGAGUCGGAGAAGAGGAGGGUGAUCUGUAAGACCCUGCGUUUCCUGGCUCACUACUACGGAGGAUCACUCAUCUUUACCAGCAGUAAGUCAGAGGGGACCAUGUCCAAAACCAAGAGCUUUGUCAGUCACCUUGCAUUUGGGACAGACAGAUCGAAGUCCAUGGCCAUUGACCCCAGUAAGCCUCUUGUCGUCCCUGCUGGCAUGGACUCCUUGAGUCAGAUCGGUUCGCCGCCCACCACAGAUAUUGACAUUGGAAGUUUGCAUGCCAGAAAUCCACUAGAUCUGUGGAAAAAAGUGUUUGAAAGGGUGUUCCCUCCAGAGAGUACCACAGAACGCAAACAGCUGAAGGACCCGGCCAAAGACCUGCAGUAUAGUGAGCCCCUCAUCGACUCCAUGAGGGCCCAGAAGGACCAGGAGCUUGACCAAUACAAGAGAGAUGCAACGAAGUCAUGGAAAGGCCUGGAGUUGGAGACCUAAUAUUCAACUUUUGCCCAAUUGCCCAAACGCACACAACACAUACAGACCCACCAGCCUACAAAUAUAUAUAUAAAAAAUGCAGAAUACCGCAUGCAGACUACAUCACAUCAUGC